Messenger RNA from Ostrinia nubilalis (European corn borer), 1382 nucleotides. Its product is annotated as dachshund homolog 1-like. The coding region runs from base 56 to 517 and encodes 153 amino acids. NCBI's taxonomy places the organism in Eukaryota, Metazoa, Arthropoda, Insecta, Lepidoptera, Crambidae. The transcript is spliced from 4 exons. The record is from RefSeq and is a predicted model, not a curated record.
GGGUGGGUUGGACGAAGCCAGUUUGUUUGGAACGCCAGACGAAACCGCCGCCGGAAUGCAGAGUGCCACAGUCUUCUUCCUCGCACUGGUCGCCGUGGUGGCCGCAGGAGGUCAGUUCUACGUGCCCCGUGCAUACUACACCAUAGACGCGGAAGGCCACGCAUCGCACCCAGUGCCGCUGCGGCGCCUGCGCCGUUCUUUCAACCCCUACCCUUACGGCAGUGAGGCCAAUGCCAACGCUAAUGCCAAUGCUGAAGCCAACAGCUGGGGAGGUGGUUCAGCCAGCGCCAACGCGAAUGCCCACGCUAACGCUAACGCGGGUUCAGGCGGCGGCGGCUGGGGCCUGCCAUCCUUCAGAAACUAUGGCUCUGCAAACCCAAACGCACUAAGUGCCGGAAUGACCCGCCGCAUGUCAGGCCCCGUCUCGAGCGGCCGCUCAGUCCUCGCCAGCUCAUCCGUCGGCAUGGACUCUUCAGGGAAUGGCUACUACGAUCAGUACACCUCUGUGUCCCACUAAAUAUGACCGGCAUCUAUAAAUGAACCUUAUGAAAACAGUAUCUUGCGUUGACCUCCAUAAAUUACUUACUACAAAUCUAUUUAGGUAUAAUUAGUGGACUUACAAUCAUGUGACACUCUCUACCACUCAUUGGGUGAAGCAGAAUUACGAGUAUUAUAGUAGGGUGCAUUUAUAAUUAGUUAUUUUGUUUAAAAUAAAAAAUAAUUUCGUCGUUUCAUCUCGAAAAAUCACUAGGAUUGAGGUUGCAACCGCAGUUUCUCCUCAUUAAAACAUAACCACAACUUUUUUAACAAUAUUUCGUUAAGUGCAUUCAUCGCAUAUGUAUGAGCCACGUUAUUGGAGAUCGAUGCCUUCAUGCCAUACUUGUAUGUUUGACCACCUGAUGCCAUAAAUCAGGCAAGCAGAUAAAUCGCACGAGACAAUCAACACAAUGAAGAUUCUUGGGACGUUACAUAAUGUGAUUGCAACGCGUAUUAUUUUCGGAUUAAAAGGGCAAUCAUAUUAUGAAACAUUUCCUUUCGAUAAGUAAGAAAGUUGCUACUUAAAAUGAACUUAAUUAAUUCAAAACUAGUUAAGAUUCAUGGAUGUCAAUAUCAAUCUAGACAUAAUUAUAUCCUAGAAAUGAAGUUCUACAUAAUUAUAUUACAUUGUACUCGUGUUUAAUAAAUGUAUUACUGUAGUAAGUAUGGUUAUGUAUGUAUCAUCAGGUGAGAUACAAGCCAAGAGCUUCCUCGUUGUGGAUAAAAAAAUGUAAUAUGUUAAAGCCUACUCUAUAUUUCUCUAUUUAAGUACAUAGAUGAUUAUUUUUAUAAAAGUGUUAGGAAACUCAGAAUGGAUGAAUAUUAAAGUGACUCAACAAUAUGAA